AUGGCCGGGAAAGCGGAGUCCACGUUACAGCACUUUCUGGUUCCCAUUCUUCUCCUGAUCGGCUGGAUUGUGGGCUGCAUCAUAGUGAUUUAUGUUGUCUUCUCUUAG
This is a messenger RNA of Marmota flaviventris (yellow-bellied marmot), 108 nucleotides long. RefSeq names its product small transmembrane regulator of ion transport 1 (gene Strit1). Lineage: Eukaryota; Metazoa; Chordata; Mammalia; Rodentia; Sciuridae. Gene Ontology annotation, biological process: regulation of ATPase-coupled calcium transmembrane transporter activity; regulation of slow-twitch skeletal muscle fiber contraction. The record is from RefSeq and is a predicted model, not a curated record.